UUUUUGUCGUCGCUACUAAGAGUUGCUGCUUCUUCAGCCACUCCGCACCUCGCAGCCUCUGUGCCCUCAACAACCAUGGCUGAAAUCGAAACUACCGUUCCAGAUCCCACCCAAAUCGACGUCAAACUCUUCAAUCGCUGGAGCUUCGAGGAUGUUGAGGUUAAUGAUAUGUCUCUGGCUGAUUACAUUGGAGUGUCCCCAUCAAAGCAUGCUACAUAUGUUCCUCACACUGCUGGUAGGUACUCAGUGAAGAGGUUCAGGAAAGCGCAGUGCCCCAUUGUUGAGAGGCUCACCAACUCUCUGAUGAUGCACGGGAGGAACAAUGGAAAGAAGCUCAUGGCUGUCAGGAUUAUCAAGCAUGCCAUGGAGAUCAUCCACUUGCUCACUGACCUGAACCCAAUUCAGGUCAUUGUUGAUGCCGUCAUCAAUAGUGGUCCCCGUGAAGAUGCAACUAGAAUUGGUUCUGCUGGAGUGGUGAGGAGACAGGCUGUUGAUAUCUCACCCCUUCGACGUGUUAAUCAGGCUAUAUAUCUUCUAACAACAGGUGCUCGGGAAGCUGCUUUCAGAAACAUCAAGACAAUUGCUGAAUGCUUGGCCGAUGAACUUAUUAAUGCAGCCAAAGGUUCAUCCAAUAGUUAUGCUAUCAAGAAAAAGGAUGAAAUUGAGAGAGUUGCCAAGGCUAAUCGUUAAGCCAACCCAACAACCAGUAUUGUGGCCAGAAAGAUUUCGACCUUUGUACUUCAUUUAUUUAAAUUUUGAAUAUUGUGUAUUACUUUUGAUGAAUUUAGUUAAUUUUUAGUUCGCGUAAGGAUUUUACAUGAACGAUUUAUUUAGUUAAUUUAGUUUGCGUAAGGAUUUUACAUGAACGAUUUAUUUAGUUAAUUUAGUUUGCGUAAGGAUUUUACAUGAACGAUUUAUUUAGUUAAUUUUUAGUUUGCGUAAGUAUUUUA
Messenger RNA from Glycine soja, 950 nucleotides. RefSeq names its product 40S ribosomal protein S5-like. The record is from RefSeq and is a predicted model, not a curated record. Gene Ontology annotation, cellular component: ribosome; cytosolic small ribosomal subunit. Bases 76 to 690 code for a protein of 204 amino acids. Gene Ontology annotation, molecular function: rRNA binding; mRNA binding; structural constituent of ribosome. Gene Ontology annotation, biological process: ribosomal small subunit assembly; translation. The transcript is spliced from 5 exons. NCBI's taxonomy places the organism in Eukaryota, Viridiplantae, Streptophyta, Magnoliopsida, Fabales, Fabaceae.